This is a messenger RNA of Salvia hispanica, 457 nucleotides long. The record is from RefSeq and is a predicted model, not a curated record. Lineage: Eukaryota; Viridiplantae; Streptophyta; Magnoliopsida; Lamiales; Lamiaceae.
CAACAAAAAAAAACCCCAAAUUCCUCCUCCAUUUGCAACGAUGAUGCACAUGACCUUCUACUGGGGCCGAAGCAUCACCAUCCUCUUCGAUUCAUGGCAGACCAAUUCCUGGUCGGGCUACUUCCUCUCUCUCUUCGCCCUCUUCCUCUUCGGCGCCUUCUACCAGUACAUGGAGGAGCGUUGCCUCCGAUUGAAGCUCCUCUCCGUCGCCAAACCCCCUCCUUCCUCCGCCGCCGAGGCUCCUCUCCUCAACAAGCUCGGCGGCCGCCGCUGGGGGCCCUACCAGAUCGCCGGAGUGGUUCUCUUUGGAGUCAAUUCGGCGAUCGGGUACUGCCUGAUGCUGGCGGUGAUGUCGUUCAAUGCGUUGAUGAGGCGGUCGCCGGAGUCGUCGUCGAUGAGGAAUGCGGUGGUGGAUAGGGCGGCAGAGGUCAGGAUCAAUUUUGGCUUUUACUCUUAA